AUUUUUUCUUUUUUCUCUAUCUGUCUUGUGAACAAAGAAAACUCUGAAUUGGGGUUUGUGAAAUAAAAACAAAAUCCCUAAAUUAAACAGAAAGAAAGUAAGAACACAGUGACACAGAGUUAAGCGGAAUCCGGCAGCAAGAAACUAUAAGCAACAGCUUUAGAGAGAGAAAGUAGAGAGAGAGAAAGGAAAAAAUGAGCAGCAUAGGAACAGGCUACGAUCUAUCGGUGACAACAUUCUCGCCGGACGGCCGCGUUUUCCAGAUCGAGUACGCCGCCAAAGCUGUUGAUAACAGCGGCACUGUGGUUGCCAUCAAAUGCAAGGACGGCGUUGUUAUGGGAGUGGAAAAAUUGAUUGCCUCGAAGAUGAUGUUGCCCGGUUCUAACAGGAGAAUCCACGCCGUUCACCGCCAUUCCGGCAUGGCUGUUGCUGGGCUUGCUGCAGAUGGCAGGCAAAUUGUGACACGAGCAAAAUCUGAAGCAACUAACUAUGAGAGUGUGUACGGCGAACCAAUUCCCGUAAAAGAACUUGCGGCACGUGUAGCCAGUUAUGUGCAUUUGUGCACACUCUAUUGGUGGCUCAGGCCGUUUGGAUGUGGAGUGAUUUUGGGAGGUUAUGAUAGAGAUGGGCCGCAGUUGUACAUGGUUGAACCAUCUGGAAUUUCCCAUAGAUACUUCGGUGCUGCCAUUGGGAAGGGCAGGCAGGCUGCUAAAACAGAGAUUGAAAAACUAAAGCUUUCUGAAAUGACAUGCCGACAAGGAGUUGUUGAGGUUGCCAAGAUUAUUUAUGGAGUACAUGACGAGGCAAAGGACAAGGCCUUUGAAUUGGAAAUGAGUUGGGUUUGUGAUGAGUCAAACCGUCAGCAUCAAAAGGUUCCGGAGGAUCUACUAGAGGAAGCCAAAUCUGCAGCUAAAGCUGCACUCGAAGAAAUGGAUGCAGAUUAGUGGCUGCGAUCCCCUCUUGCUAUUUUUGCUUUUAUUUCUCCUCCGAACAAUUUUCUUAAAACUGGCAAUGUUAUGCUAUGGGGUUACGUUAAUUGUUGUCGUUUUACCUGUAUGAAUUUCGAUCCUGCAUUAAUUUGCAACGCAGCUUGAAAAUCCAUGUUAAAAAGAUUAUUGAACUUUUAUAUACUAUAAACAAUCCAUUUUCGUUA
Molecule: messenger RNA, 1153 nt
Organism: Erythranthe guttata (spotted monkey flower)
Lineage: Eukaryota; Viridiplantae; Streptophyta; Magnoliopsida; Lamiales; Phrymaceae
Product: proteasome subunit alpha type-3
Biological process (GO): ubiquitin-dependent protein catabolic process
Cellular component (GO): proteasome core complex; proteasome core complex, alpha-subunit complex
Source: RefSeq, a predicted model, not a curated record